Molecule: messenger RNA, 2781 nt
Organism: Ficedula albicollis (Collared flycatcher)
Lineage: Eukaryota; Metazoa; Chordata; Aves; Passeriformes; Muscicapidae
Product: zinc finger protein 436-like
Exons: 3
Coding region: 117-2150 (677 amino acids)
Source: RefSeq, a predicted model, not a curated record
CACGGUCCCUGUCCCCAUUCCCGCUCCCAUUCGCGGUCUCUGUCCCCAUUCCAGUUUCCAGUGCCGAUUCCAGGUGCCGGUUCUCCGUUCCUCUCCCGUAUUCCCGGUUCCAGUAAAUGUCUCGGUCCCAAAUUCCCAUUCCCGGUCCCAGGAAAGGUCUCGGUCCCAAAUUGCAAUUCCCGGUCCUGGUCCCCAUUCCCUGUCCUUCUCCCCAUUCCCAUUCUCGGUCCCUAUUCCCGGUUUCCAUUCCCGCUCCCUGUCCCCAUUCCCGGUGUCUGUUCCCAUUCCCGGUCCCUGUCCCCAUUCCCGGUCCCUGUCCCCUCUCACCGGACGCCGCCGCCAUCGCUCCGUUCCCCUCACGGCGCUCACGUGACCGCGGUAUCCCCGCGCCUCUCCCGCCCACCAAUCCCAGCGCGCGAUCGCUCCCGGAUUUGCAUAACCACGCCCUCUGGCCCCGCCCGGCGACAGCUCUCCUCAUUCCCGGGCGCUCUUUGCUCCCAGUUCCCUCCCAGUUCCCUCCCAGUACGAGCGGCACUGGCGGGGAAAGCGCUCCCAGUUCCUUGCCGGGGCUCUCAGCAUCGCUGCCGCUCUCUCCGUGUCAUUCCCAGCGCUGCCAGUAUCACUCGCAGCGCCGCGCGGGUCGCAGCCGCUCCCACACCGCCCAGGGCAGAGCGCGGCUGCUUUUGGGUGUCGGCACCUGCCCGGGCCGGGCUGGGAGCGGAGGAGCAGCGGGAGGAAGAGGAGGAGCGGGAAGAGGAGGAAGAGCAGCAGCGGGAGGAAGAGGAGGGACGCAGGAGGAGCGGCAGGAAGAGGAGGAGCGAUUUUGGAACCACGCGCUUCUGCCGCCCGCCCGCACAGAGCGCAGCUUCGCCCGGGCGCGGCAGCAUCGCCCCCCAAAAAGCCGCAGGAUUUCCCAAACCUUUGCUUGCACUGAGGAAGAGAAGGAGGCCAUGAGGACGAGGUCGAUGGCCCGGGAGCCGCAGGCAGACAAGGAGCUGAGCACGGACAGCAGGGAGGAGAAAUCCCCGCGGCACAGCCUCGGCCAAGAGGCCGUUUGCAGCGGCUCCACGGCGCAGGAAUGCAACGGGGAGGAAAAGCCCCGCAGAUCCCGCACCAGGAGGGGCUGCAAACGCACAGCCCGGGGAUCGCAGCAGGAAAGCCCCAGCCCGGGCCGGGGAGGCGGCCGGAGCUCGGAGCUGGGGCUGCGUGAGCAGCGUCACCACGGGGAGAAGCCCCACAAGUGCUCGCAAUGUGGGAAGGGCUUCAGUCUGUUAUGCAACCUCAUCAGACACGACAGAGUCCACACAGGGGAACGGCCCUUCAAGUGUGGGGAGUGUGGGAAGAGAUUCAGGUGGAGAUCCAAUCUGAUCCACCACCGAGGAAUGCAUAGGGACAAACGGCCCCACGAGUGUGGGGAGUGUGGGAAGAGAUUCAGAGACAGUACACAACUGAAGAUUCACCAGAGGAUUCACACUGGGGAGAGGCCCUACGAGUGUGGGGAUUGUGGGAAGAGAUUCAGCCGGAGCUCACUCCUGGUUGCACACCGGCGCAUCCACACUGGGGAGAGACCCUUUGAGUGUGAUAAAUGCAAGAAGAGAUUUCAGAGAAAGUGCACUCUCAACAGUCACUAUUUCACUCACACGGAUGAGAGGCCUUUUGAGUGUGCUGACUGUGGGCAGGGCUUCAAUCAAAAGGGCAACCUCGCCGCCCACCGGCGCAUCCACACCGGGGAGAGACCCUACGAGUGUGAUAAAUGCAGGAAGAGGUUUCGGACCAGCUCCCGUCUCCUCCAGCACUAUCGCUCUCACACGGAUGAGAGGCCUUACGAGUGUCGUGACUGCGGGAAGUGCUUCAAGCGAAUCUCACACCUCGACACCCACCGGCUCACCCACACCGGGGAGAGAGCCUACGAGUGUGAGAAAUGCAAGAAGAGGUUUCGGACCAGCUCCGCUCUCCUCGUGCACUAUCGCUCUCACACGGAGUUUCGGCCCUUUCGCUGCUCCGACUGCGGGACGGGCUUCAAGGACAACACCACCCUCGUCAGCCACCGGCGCAUCCACACUGGUGGGACACCCUUCAAGUGUCCUCAGUGUGAGAAGAGCUUCGCAUUCCGCACCAGCUUAUGCAGACACCAACGGAAUCACCACUGAGGGAAGCCCUGCACGUGCCCCGAGUGCGGGAAGAGCUCCGUGCUGAUGUUUUGAUUCCGAGUUUUCUCUUUGGCUUGGGUUGUGCUUUUCCCUUGUGCUUUAGAGUGAUGAAGACAAAAUAGAUUCCAGCUAUAGAUCGUCUUCAGAAUUCAGGCCCUAAACAUUAACAGUGUGAGGAGGGUGGGCCAGCCAGGAGGCGAGGAGGAUGACACAAUUUGAGACGAUUAAUCGGGUGGUUGACUCCUGUAUGCAAAUGGACUGAAGUCUAUGAAAAUGUGAAAUCGUGUGGCCAAACCCUCUUCCACCUUGGAGCCACUCAGGCAGGGCAGAGGCCACACUGUGGCGCUGAUACUGCCAGGGUGUGGCCUUUGAAGGCCUUUCAAUAAAUACCCAUUUUAUUUCCUUUAAUUCUGUGUGAUCUGUGUUCUGUGCGCUGCUCCAGCUCCAUCCCCCAUGGCAGGAUCUGCGCUGGAUGAUCCCCAAUGACCCCCGGUGGGCAGAGCCCCGCUGAGCCCUGGUGGGAAUGGAUCCCAACUGGACACUGGUCUGAAUGGACACCUGACCAUGGAUCCCAGCUGGACACUGCUCUGGAUGGACACCUGACCAUGGAUCCCAGCUGGACACUGCUCUG